AUGUUGAGAGAAGUGAAAGCCAAGAACCCGCGCACUGCGCGUAUCCUGAAAGCCCGGGAGCCGCAACUCAUCGAACCCCCCAAGAAGACCCUGAUUUUCCACGGCGCAAAAUGCCCCCAACCGCUGGACACCGUGCUGAAGACCUUCCACGCUUUGACGAAGCCUUACAACGUUCUUUUCCACAAGAAGAACGAGAACUUGCACCCAUAUGAGAACUCGGAGAGCCUGGAAUUCUUGGCGAACAAGAACGAGUGUGGACUCGUAGCAUUCGGAAGCCACAACAAGAAGCGACCCAACUGUGUUACAUUGGCUCGGGUUUACAACUCAGAGUUACUCGAUCUCGUCGAGCUAAUGCUGCUCCCCCCGAGAGAUGGUGAGACCAUCCCGCCUUUCAAAGAGCUUGUCAUGGACGUCGGUCUCGGCCUGCGACCUAUGAUGCUGUUCUCUGGUAGCCCCUGGGACGAUCCUACAUCAACUGCGCACAUCAUCCUCAAGAGCACUCUUCUCGACAUGUUCAAGGGCGAAGAGACGAACCAGGUUGACGUCGAAGGUCUGCAGUACGUGAUGAUGGUCGGUGCAGAGGAGCCCCAAGAUGGCCUCUCGCCGAUCAUCCACAUGCGCUGGUACAGAGUUGUUACCAAGCGCAGUGGUCACAAGCUUCCCCGCGUGGAGUUGCAGGAGGUCGGUCCCAAGUUCGACUUCAAGGUCGGUCGCACACGCCAGGCUGCUCCUGAGGUGCAGAAGGAGUCCAUGAAGCAGGGCAAGCGUCCCAACGAGGAAGCCCGAACCAAGAAGAACAUCACAAUGGACUCCAUGGGUGAUAAGAUUGGUCGUGUUCACCUCGGCAAGCAGGAUCUGUCUGACCUGCAGACCCGUAAGAUGAAGGGUCUCAAGCGUCGGGCGGGUAUGGAAUCGUCGGACGAGGAGGAGGAGCCAUCUGCGGAUAUGAUGGAGGUGGAUGAGGUCUCUUCUGAUGAGGAGAUGGAGAGCUACAAGAAGGCACGGAAAAAUUAA
Molecule: messenger RNA, 1014 nt
Organism: Penicillium egyptiacum
Lineage: Eukaryota; Fungi; Ascomycota; Eurotiomycetes; Eurotiales; Aspergillaceae
Source: the annotation of a GenBank genome assembly